AUGGGAUUUCGAAAGACAUCUCACCUCUUCGCCACAUUGGCCUCAGUGGCUUCUGUUGCCGCGCACGGCCACGUUAAAAACAUCAUUGUCAACGGCGUGUCAUAUCGCAACUACAUACCUGUCCAAGAUCCUUACAGUAGCAACCCGCCUCUUGUCGCCGGAUGGGCUGCGGAUCAACGUGACAAUGGAUACGUCGACCCUACUGCGUAUGGCGAGCCAAAUAUUAUCUGCCACAGAAGUGCUGUUUCUAGUAAAGCUCGCAUUACGGUCGCUGCCGGAGAUACCAUCCAUCUACAAUGGACCGAAUGGCCCGAUAGUCACAAAGGACCAGUCAUGGAUUUCCUUGCCAACUGCAACGGUCCAUGUGACGCAAUCAGGAAGGAAGACUUGCGAUUUUUCAAGAUCGACGGUGCUGGCCUCAUUAACCCCCCUCAGCAAACGAACAGAUGGGCAGCCAGUGUGCUGAUCGAUAACGGAAACGCCUGGCUUGUCCGAAUUCCUCCCAACAUCGCACCGGGCCAUUACGUCCUCCGUCACGACAUCAUUGCUUUGCACAGCGCCAACCAGCCUAAUGGAGCACAGAGCUAUCCCCAGUGCAUCAACCUGGAAAUCACAGGCCAAGGCACUGACAACCCCCCCGGGAUUCCCGGCACCGCUCUCUACAAUUCAAAUGAUCCCGGCAUCUUAUACAACAUCUACCGGGACAGACUUAAUGACUAUGUCGUUCCUGGCCCCUCGAUCAUCUCUGGCGGAGUCUCCAUGCUAUCUCAGAGUAGGCUUACCUUCACUUCCGAAGGUAGCGCUACACCUUAUAGCACUACUUACGCGAGCUCAUCGGCUCGUGCCACCAGCAACGCAGCGGUUUCCAGCUCCAAGGUUGUCGUCAGUUCCUCUGACCCCGUAGAGCCGACCAGCAGAGUUACCGAUGGUAACAACCCCUCCGCCAGCAUUGAUGUCCCUCCAAAGACACCCACGCCGACCACUCUUCGAACUGUCACCGACUCUCCGCCAGCGACUACGAACCCUCCAUCUCCGGCGCAAGUCACCCAGGCUCUCUACGCACAGUGUGGCGGCAGAGGCUAUAACGGCCCGACGCUAUGCCUGCCCUAUGCUACCUGCUCCUUUGUAAACGAAUGGUACAAGCAGUGCGUACUGGCUCCUGCUAACGGAGGACUACCAUUGUACAGCCAAUGCGGUGGACAUGGGUAUACUGGUCCUACCGAAUGUGUUACUGGCGCACGGUGCCAUGUUGUCAACCCUUAUUACUCUCAGUGCCUUCCAUGA
Molecule: messenger RNA, 1284 nt
Organism: Colletotrichum truncatum
Lineage: Eukaryota; Fungi; Ascomycota; Sordariomycetes; Glomerellales; Glomerellaceae
Product: glycoside hydrolase family 61 protein
Biological process (GO): carbohydrate metabolic process
Cellular component (GO): extracellular region
Molecular function (GO): cellulose binding
Source: RefSeq, a predicted model, not a curated record